Molecule: messenger RNA, 1941 nt
Organism: Ogataea philodendri
Lineage: Eukaryota; Fungi; Ascomycota; Pichiomycetes; Pichiales; Pichiaceae
Exons: 3
Coding region: 1-1941 (646 amino acids)
Biological process (GO): ubiquitin-dependent protein catabolic process
Cellular component (GO): cytosol
Molecular function (GO): polyubiquitin modification-dependent protein binding; cysteine-type peptidase activity
Source: RefSeq, a predicted model, not a curated record
AUGAGUGAAACCAUUAAAAAGUACGAGGUGGAUUUGUCCGCUUCGGCAACCAUUGCCGAGGUGAAGGAGCAACUGGCCGAGCAAACAGAGAUUCCUGCUGAUAGACAAAGACUCAUCUAUUCCGGUAAGGUUCUGAAGGAUGCCGACACGGUGGGCUCGUACAAGAUCCAGGACGGCCACACGAUCCAUUUGGUGAAAGGUGCGGCAAAAAGUGGCAGUGCUGCUCCGGAGUCCUCAUCGUCCUCGAGUGGCCAGGCGGGGGCAAAUACAGACGCCAGCAUUCCGCAAAACAUUUCCGCUGGCCAAGGAGCCUUCAACCCGCUAGCCGGGCUAACUGGAGCACGGUACGCAGGUAUGAACGUUCCUAUGCCGUCCAUGGAAUCGCUUGGGUUCGGGGCCGAUGGAAUGCAACUUCCGGACGAAAAUCAGAUGGAGCAAAUGAUGGAGAACCCAAUGUUUCAGGAGAGUAUGCGUGCGAUGCUUUCUGAUCCCCAAAUGUUGGAUUUCUUGAUCCAACAGUCGCCUCAGCUUAGCGCGAUGGGUCCUGCUGCCAGAGAGAUGUUGCAGAGUGACUAUUUCCGCAACAUGUUGACCAAUCCUCAGAUGAUGAGAGGCAUGAUGCAGAUGCAGAGAGGAAUGGGUGGAGGUGCUGCUCCAGGCUCGCCAUUCCCGGCUCCUGGUGCUGCUGGAACGCAGACUGAGACUUCUGGCUCCGGUUCGGGUGCUGCGUCCGGCGCUGCUUCUGGCUCAGAUACCGCAUCCACUCCUGGAGCCGGUGCGGCCAAUCCUUUCGCAGCCCUGUUGGGUGGCAACAUGGGAGCAGGAUUAGGAGGUUUGGGCGGAUUUGGCGGUCUUGGAGGUUUGGGCGGUCUACCAAACUUCUCCGCUGCUGCUCAGGACACCCGUCCGCCGGAAGAGGUGUUUGAGACGCAGCUGCGUCAAUUAAACGACAUGGGCUUUUUCGAUUUCGAUACCAACGUUCGUGCACUCAGAAGAAGCGGGGGGUCUGUUGAAGGCGCUAUCGAGGCCUUGCUCAGUGAGGAGGCCUACGACGCAGGGCGAUUGGUGACGAACGGGUUCGACCAGCUGGAACCAACGGAAGAGGUGCAGUUUGCCGUAGAAAAUGUGCCCAAGCAGAAAGAGUCCGCUCGCGAGCGGAAACGACGCGAGCGUCAGAACCACAAGCAGAAGCACAAACAGAGACAGAGUCCACGCACACAGUGGUCGUCUGUGGUCCAGGAACUAUGUUCGGGCGAGAACAAGGUGCUCAAGUACCACGACAUCACGGUUUAUCAGGAAGAUGUUCUUAACUUGCGCGACGACGAAUGGUUGAACGACAACAACAUCGCAUUUAUCUACGAAUACAUCACACACACGCACAUCGAGCCGACUUUGAAGAGACGGCUCAAGUUUGCAAACAAGCAGAUGGUCACAGAUAGCAUCAUUCUGCUGAUGCCGACGUUUGUGUUUCUGUUAGCACACCAUCCGGAGCCAGAGCAACUGAAAGGGGUUUUGCCCGGGAUCGAGAAGGCCAAGUUUGUGUUUAUGCCAUUGAACGACAACGAGGAUCUGGGCGUGGCGGAAGGAGGAUACCAUUGGUCGUUGGUUGUUCUGAACGUUGACGAGAAGAUCGCUUUGGUUUACGACUCUAUGGAGUCUGCGAACGAAACAGAAACAAAGAACCUGAUCGACAAAGUGAACAAGUACUACGGGACCAAGUUCCGGAUUGUUGUGGACUCGCACACGCCGCAACAAAACAACGGAUCGGACUGUGGAAUCAGUGUAGCUGCGUUCACUGCUAUUUUGGUGGCACGACUGCUGAACGUGGAGGAAAAACACAGAAUCAACAUGAGUCUGGAAAACGUACAGUUCAGCGCAUUAGACGCGCGCUUGUUUGUUUUGAAAUGUAUGAAGCGGCUCAUUGAGGAGUCGAGCGACUGA